Molecule: messenger RNA, 978 nt
Organism: Penicillium brasilianum
Lineage: Eukaryota; Fungi; Ascomycota; Eurotiomycetes; Eurotiales; Aspergillaceae
Source: the annotation of a GenBank genome assembly
AUGACGACUCAAACCGGCCUUGAUUACAUGCGCUCGCGCACAAUGGUGGACUGUGACACCUUGGAUGAGGAAGUUGCCAGAACGCUGGGUCCUUUUCAAGACUGCACAUCUAACCAGGCCAUUGCAUUUGUCGAGCUCUCUAAGCCUUCACGGACUGAGGUCGUCUCAGCAUCCAAGGCUGAUGCAAAGUCUCUGCAUAACAAGUACCCUUCUCUUAGUGUUGAUGAGUUGGCUGUGGAGAUUGCGAUGGUGCGCCUUGCUAUUGGAAUGGCCAAACAUAUUCGUGGGCUUGUUCAUGUACAGACCAACCCGUACUACUCAUUCUCAUCAGAGAAAACUGUCGUGAACGCUCUCCGAAUCGUGCAGCUGUUUCAGCAUGUCCAACCGGGCUUCGAUGUAGCCCGCAUUGCCAUUAAGAUCCCAGGUACUUGGGAAGGCAUGAUGGCCUGUCGUACGCUUGAGCUGGCCGGUGUUCGUACCCUUGCCACCACUCUUUUUUCCAUGCCGCAGGCCGUACUUGCUGCUGAAGUGGGCUGUACGUAUGUGGCCCCGUAUGUAAACGAGCUUAAGGUCCAGGUAAAUCCAGGAAUUGUGGACGAUCAGAAACUUCUACCUCUUUGUGUCGCCAUUCAGCAAUACUACAAGUCUGUCCAGGCUUCGACCAAAGUUUUACCGGCAAGCUUGACAUCUACUGAGGAGAUCUUUAUGCUUGCCGGAGUGGACCAUCUUACGAUUGCACCCCAUCUGCUGGUCAAACUGACGCAAUCUAUGUUCACUGAUGUCAAAUCCUUGUUUGAUUCCGCAGCGCUCGAACCUGUUCCACCUGUAGGAACCUCGUAUGCUCACGACCAUGGCCAAUACCAGAUUACAUUUGCUCGUGAUAGAGCUGGCGCUAGUCAAAGGAAGUUAACCGAGGCUGUCAACAUCUUCUGUGACUUCCAGGAUCAGCUGGAGAGCAUGAUGAAGACUGUCGCUUAA